AUGACUAACGCUCGACCAUUGACGCGCCAAAACUCAAAACAGCUGAGUAGGCAGGAUAGCGAGGAGGUAAUAUUUGACGGAGUUGGUUCAUCGAACCAGAGUAACCAAUCCAGAGUAGUACACUCACCACCUUCGACAACGAGUACGAUAACGUCGAGUACUACCGUUUCGUCCGCGAACUCGAUGAUGUCGGGCCCCCCUCCUACGUUACCCAACAUACCAAGCCUGGUUGUUACUGCAGGUACACCACUGCAGAACAGACCACCAGUUAGGCGUAGUUUAGGGAAUAACCCAGCGACGGUACCAACUUCCACGUCAAUGGUCACUACGAUGACCACAACUAUCGUUACGUCCACACCGACUACACCGAUUACGGUCGCACCGGGGUCUAUUCAAACGAGUGACCCACCGAGUAGUAAUUCAACUGAACAAAUACACUCUAGAAUAAAUAAUUCACAAGCGUCUGUGGACGGGGUACUUAUUGAAAACCCCCCACCGGUACAUUUACAUCAGAUUCAGCCUAAUGCGGGAUCCGUUUCUUAUCCUGGCAUCGCUCCAGUUCCCACACAGACUGAACAUGGAGCAACUCUAGCUGCUUUAGCUCAAAUAAUGAGUUGUAUCCAGAAUUUAGCACUUUCUAUUGACCCUCAACGGGAAGUCACUCCGCAAGUGCCUGUACCAUCAAAUGCACAAACUGUUCGCACCGUAACUCACAGUUUCGGCGACGGGGAGUGUAGUACAGGACACUUGACGCAAGACACCAGGGCUAUGACAUCUGCAGCCCUCCCGGUUAAUGAACGACCUGGUACCAGUGAAACCAAUAAUGUCCACAGUGAUAAUUUAAAUAUAAAUACAAAAUAA
Messenger RNA from Microplitis mediator, 861 nucleotides. Its product is annotated as mucin-2-like. Bases 1 to 861 code for a protein of 286 amino acids. NCBI's taxonomy places the organism in Eukaryota, Metazoa, Arthropoda, Insecta, Hymenoptera, Braconidae. The record is from RefSeq and is a predicted model, not a curated record. The transcript is spliced from 3 exons.